CCUCUAGCAGCCACAGACUUAAAUACCCGGAGGACGACCCUGUGUCAUAUUUGUUUUCAUUUCACACAAAAAGACAUGGCCAAAGUCCACUUUAGCUUUGUUUUUAAAAAAACUAAAUCUAUUGAUUAUGUAGAGAAGUUUACAAUCGCGUACCCCUUUCAAACCGAAUAGAUACCGUCCGUCAAGUGAAGGUUGAGUCAAGUGGAACAUGCUCCAGGUGGACACAGUGUGUGGUCUACACAGUAUGACCCACUCCGAUUCAGAUGACGGACAGUUAUUCAAACCAGCGAAACGACGGCGGUCUGCCGUUUCUCGUGGGUCCGCGUGAUGCAACUAUGGGCACCCGAAUUAGCCUGGCUCCGCGCUUAUACCUGGAUACCAUUUCCGAGCCCGCGAUUCCUCUUCCCCGUCAGGUUUGCCCGGCUAGCUACGUUCCUUGCACAUGGUGUCUACAUAGACCUGCUCAUUGCCCUUCAUAUGUGUUUCCAACGCUCAGGCCAUCUCUGCCACUCGCAAGCCCUUUGUCCUGUGAUAUUCUCGUACGAGCCGCUUCCGCCCAAUUCAGAACAAAUUUUGAACCAAGUUUAUAACCUGACCUUGUGUAAAUUCUCAAGGUCGGCUUAAUCCAGCCGCGGU
Molecule: messenger RNA, 636 nt
Organism: Suillus subaureus
Lineage: Eukaryota; Fungi; Basidiomycota; Agaricomycetes; Boletales; Suillaceae
Exons: 3
Coding region: 264-590 (108 amino acids)
Source: RefSeq, a predicted model, not a curated record